UACGACCAUUUUAACAUUUAUUUUGAUAAAAAAAUUAAAGAAGACACGAAAAUGUCGGAUUUGUUCCCGCGUGUUUCCUUCCCGCGCACGUCUUGCUAGGUGGAAGUUGGUCAUGGUCGUCCGCCAAACGGAAAGCCGCCAUGAUGGCUUUCUGUAAAGAACGCUCAAUAUGUAAAGUUUCGUUUAUGUUUUUCAUUAAUUGUGACUGAGUGCGUGCAAAAAUUAACCAUGGGAACGAACUAGAGUGUGCAAAGUGCAGUUUAAAGUCCUUUAGGACCUCCUGGAGGAGCUAUAAAGUGUUUUAUCAGUGCAUUUGUGUGUCGACGCUAGCGUGUUUUGUUCUGUCAACAAAAUGUCGAAGCUCUCGUUUAGGGCGAGGGCCCUGGAUGCAUCGAAACCAAUGCCCAUAUAUCUCGCCGAGGAGCUUCCGGAUUUACCGGACUACUCGGCGAUUAAUCGUGCUGUACCUCAGAUGCCCUCUGGUAUGGAAAAAGAGGAGGAAAGUGAACACCACCUCCAGAGGGCUAUAUCAGGCACGGGGCUAAUCAUACCAACGCCAGAAGUAUGUCAGGUCUCCGACGUGGAGUUCUACGAGCGAUGCUACCCCCCCGACUACAAGAUGCCGAAACAGCAUAUACACAUGCAGCCGCUGUGGGAGGAACAAGAAACGCCGGAGUACGACAUCGACACAGAGGACGAGCGGUGGCUGAAGCAGCAGCGGCGUCCAGAGCUUACAGAGCUGAAAUUCGAGCAGAUGAUGGACAAACUGGAAAAGUGCUCGGGGCAGACGGUGGUGACGCUGAACGAGGCGAAGAUGCUCCUGGAGAGGCACGACGACCUUGUCAUAGCAGUCUACGACUACUGGCUGAACAAGCGGUUGAACACGGGCUCUCGGGUACAAAAGGACUGCGUGCUCACUAGUAAUGCUCAGUACGGGGGGACGUUGGCUGUCAAGAGUGCCGGUACGCGAAGGAAAUUAGCGGCCGUCUUCGACAAGCGAGCGCAACACCCGCUGAUACUGUCGGUGAAGACGGAGGGCCGGCCGGGCCAGUCGACGAACAACCCCUACCUCGCGUUCAGGCGGCGCACGGAGAAAAUGCAGACCAGAAAAAACAGGAAAAACGAUGAGAGCUCGUACGAGAAAAUGCUCAAACUGAGAAGGGAUCUCGCCCGGGCGCUCACGCUUUUGGAGUUGGUGGCGCGGCGGGAGAGGGCCAAACGCGAGCUGGUCAAGUUGACUGCCCUGCUGUCGGAGAGGCGGUACGUGGCCGGAGACUUCGCCAGCCAACUGCUGCCGGACCCGCCGCCUCGUACUCAGUACACGGCGGUGCCGCUAACUUCGGCGAGUUUUCGUCGAGAUUACACUGUGCAACAUUACCCACCGAGAGCACCCCCCACUCCCGUCGAUCAGCCUAGACAGCGAGAGAAGCGUCCGUACAAGAGACGGAAGCAUCGCCACCACCAACCCACUGCACACCCUCACAGAGAUUCAGGCGUGUGCACAUCGUCGGAGGAAGAAGCGGCGCCGCCGGACGACGGGCCCUUCGCCUUUCGCCGGAAACCUGGAUGCUUUUACGAAAUGCCCACGUCAACCUUGUACGGCGAACCCUUGGACCCGGAUAACCCUUCCAAAGAUGGACUAUUUGAACACGAAAUGGACCAGAGGACAAGGUUCACGCUAACGUCAAUCAACUACCCCUACCCCCGAUGCAUAGGAUUCGCUCGAAGAAGACUAGGCCGCGGCGGAAGGUUGGUUCUGGACCGGAUAGCGACCCCCCUCGACGACCUAUGGCCCAACCUCCCCUUCAGACACGCGCACAGUUCAGAGGACAGAGCGCGACGGGAUGAAGAGGUCGAUCUAGAAACAAAACCGCACAGGACUCCGAAAGAAAUAACGAGAGAUUACCACACAGGCGGAAAACACCCCUGGCGGCACGCCUUCAGAAAACACCUGGCGAAAAACCCCCACCUGUGGACGGAACCAGUCAAAACGGACGCCGUGGACCUAAAACUGGAUAAGUUUGACGUUGACGACAUCAAAAUUGACGUCGACGAUGUCAAAAUAGACGUCGACGAUGUCAAAAUAGACGUUGAUGACGUCCGACUCGAAGUCGACAGUGUCAAAACUUCGGACGACGCCAAACCCUCAGAUGUUACUGAUGUUAAAAUAGAAACAAUGGACGUUGAUGAUAAAGUGUUACCGGAAAGUGAUAGUGUGAUAGCUAAUGUUAGUGAUAGUGCAUUUAGUGUUAGUGACAAAGCAAGGACUAUAGACAGUGCAGUGAGAGGGAACCUCGAGAGGGUGAUAAGGAAGAGGUCCUGGAGUGGCUGUAGUGAUAGCAGUUACGACUCUGAUGAAAGCCUGCAGCCUGUCGAAAGGGAGUUUGAGAAGUUUAUCAAUGAAGUCAAUAAGAAAUGGUUACACUUCCGACCGAAAACGCCGCCUCCUUCGCCACCUUACAUACAAAAGCCAGCGGAUUACCAAAUUCCUAUCGCUCUGGAUACACCCAUAUCCGUUGAGCUGACCUCAGAACCGCCGUCCGGCGCCCUAGAUACCUUCACAACAGCUGAGUUCACCCUCGGAGAUCUGUAUGGAGGCAUUAACCCAGAGAUUGACAACAGCGGUAGCUUGGACACAAGUGGGGAGGAUUUACUAGCGGAAAACUUCACUGGGUUAACCGAAGCCCAAGUGGAUAGCAUACUGUCUGAAACUGACUUGAGAAGCUUAACCGAUGACAAGAAGAUGUCGAUGACGGAUGACCUGCUGGAGCAGUUGGUGAAGGAUGUGGAUACAAAGGAUCCUUUUUUAUUGCAUGGCCAGAGUUUGGGGGGGCGUGCCAGCUCUGGUCGAAGGAAGCGUGCGGAAGCAUUCGGAUCGAGCGUUGUUCACGUGUCCAGCGAGGACAUCGAACCUGUGUACCUCGAGAAGGUGAUUGUGCCGCCCAGCGAAGCGCCCAAGGAGGUUAAACCGCCCAAGGAGGUGGUGAAAUCUCCCGUACCCACUUCGAAGAUCAUUGUCGAGGAAGUCAAUGAAGUACCUCAGGUCAAGAUCGAGAGGAAGAGACCCGAAGACACGUUGGAGGAGAUCCAAUUGACGCGCGGAGUUCAGUUGAAAACAUUGCAGACCAAACACUCGCCGCUAAAGAAACACAUCAUCACGUCUGCGACGCACCGGCGAGGCGGUGACGUCACGGUUGUGACGUCGGACGCGCAGCAACCACAGAUCGUCACCGUAGCAGUCUCCGACAGCCUUAAGGUUCGCCUACAGAACCAAGCGACGGCGUGUUCGAGCGCCGGCACCGUGGUCGGCCUUCUGCAGAAUGGACCCUUCACAGCAGUAGCGUUACCCGUUCACAAUGCGCAACAUAGAGAUAUGGUUUCAACGUCCGUAGCUAGCGUAGCCAACGUGGUAACAAUGGGAACAGGCAAGGCGACCAAUGUGACCAACGUUUCCACCAUAGCAAAUGCCACCCGCCGUGUUUCCGGACCAUUGGUCCAAUUGGCGCCUGCGUCUUUGGGCCAUAAACCACUGCAAUUACACCACCAUCCAUCAGUUGUAGUGACACCGCAGAUGCACCACGUGAACCCGAGCAAGCUUAAAGUGCUGCACGCGCACCCGCUUACGCACACCCAACGCGCGCAGCUGUUGGCCCAGAACCGAACGCUGGGCCAGCUGCCGGCGGUGGUAUCGUUGGCCGCGUUGGGCGACUCCAAGCCACCAUCGGCCGCGUUGCUGAAGGCCGCGCCUGGCUCCGUCGCACAGUUCUUCGAAAUCAAGAGUGGUCAGCUUGGCAAAGGUCCUCACUUAGUCAACGUCCUACGCCAGCCGCCGCCAGUGAAAGCCAACGUCGCAUUCAACGACGCUAAAAAACGCCAAGUUGUAUUCGACGGCACCUUAAAAGGGAACGUAGCCACGACCGCGAGACCGCAUAGAGUCAGUUUAAGCGUGGACGGGAGGCAAAUCGUACGCGCCGCGCUGCCGUCCGUACGGGCGCCGCACGUGCGGCAUCAAAUACAGCUGAAGAAUAGGACGCUGCAAGUGACCGCGCCGAUCGCGAGGUCGGCUUCCGAGCCGUCGACGAGCAUAACCAUCGCGCCCUCGAAAACCGCCUCCAUACCUAGUUCGAUGGUCGCAAAUUUGCUGCAGAAGAAUGUACAACUACCUAAAGGUCAAAAGAUAGCUAUAUCGGGUCCGGGCGGGCAGGCGUUGUCGGCGAACGUCCAAGCGAUAGCGUUUACGACGGCGCAGUUGAAAGCAAGACAGGGGCGUCUGAUAGCGCAGCCCAGGCCUACGCCCGUCGCCGAAAUAGUAGAGUCGUCUUCUGCGCCGACUACGUCGUCGAAUUCCGCGAACAUCAACGCAGACGUUGCGACUGACGGCGACGACAGCGCGACCAACGGCGUGCGCAGACGCGCGACCGACACGCUUCCGAUGGAGGUCACGUGACAACCGGGCUCUGAACCCAGUACCCUUAGUGUCAGUGGCAUGUGCGUCGACAGUGCAACAAGUGCAGUGCGUAAUGAUCCAGCACGAACCAUAAAUAGUACGGGCCAUAGAGGAGAAACGAUGACGGCAAGUUAUGUGCGUACUACAAACAACAUCAGAGAGAAAGUGAGGGGUUUGCAUACUAUAAUCAAUAGUGAUCAACAACGUGCACGAGAAACAACAGCCAAAUGGGGUUUGCAUACCAUAAACAACAAAGCUGAUGAACAUAGAGUAGCAAGAACAGCAACAAUAAGUUUCUGUACCUUAUACACCAACGUUGAGGAACAUACAGAACUAAUUACAACAAAAUUUUGGUGUACUUUGAAUUAUAUGGCAGGAUGUCGAGAAGAGACGGCAGCAAAAAUUGCAACGUCUAGUGAUUUUCAUAUUAUGAACUAUAAAGAACGAUCAAGGAUGUGUAGUGAAAGAAAUGACUAUGGUGAAUUUAAGUUUAUGUUUUUCGCAAGGGAUUACUUAGUAGUUAUUUGGUAUGUUAUUGAGAAAUUCAUAUGUUAUUUGGGCAAUAUUCAAAUGGAUCUUGGGUUUAUUAAAACUAAUUGUGACAAUAACGGAAUGGAUUGUGCAGGUUUCGAAAGUUGUCUGAACAACACUCCAAAAAAAAUUCUUGUAACAUUGUCAAAGUUUGCACAGAAAAGCAGAGUUUAUUUCAGUGAUUUCAUCUAUGCAUAACAAAUGUUUUAGUCUCAAUAUAAACCAAUGUCUUUGAUUAAAAUGUCUUUUUUGGUCCCAACACAUAAUUUAAGAGUGACAAACAAGGACUAAGAAAGUCUAUGAUUUAAGGAUCAUACUAAACAUGAUCGGAUUGACACAAUAACGCUAUGGAAAAUUUCCAAUUAUGUACUGUCUAAAUGUUUGUGAACAAGUCGCAUACAAAUGUAUAACACAUACAUACAAAUUUUAACUCAAAAUAAAUAUUGAAUCAUUGAA
Molecule: messenger RNA, 5434 nt
Organism: Pararge aegeria (speckled wood butterfly)
Lineage: Eukaryota; Metazoa; Arthropoda; Insecta; Lepidoptera; Nymphalidae
Gene: E(Pc)
Exons: 23
Coding region: 353-4447 (1364 amino acids)
Biological process (GO): regulation of transcription by RNA polymerase II
Cellular component (GO): piccolo histone acetyltransferase complex
Source: RefSeq, a predicted model, not a curated record